This is a messenger RNA of Rhopalosiphum padi (bird cherry-oat aphid), 2672 nucleotides long. RefSeq names its product mucin-2-like. The transcript is spliced from 3 exons. NCBI's taxonomy places the organism in Eukaryota, Metazoa, Arthropoda, Insecta, Hemiptera, Aphididae. Bases 1553 to 2578 code for a protein of 341 amino acids. The record is from RefSeq and is a predicted model, not a curated record.
CAAAACACGAGACCGGUCUUGUGUUAUCGCUUAUCGCUAAUGAACCGGGUAUAAAAGGCCCUGCGAAAAGACUAGCAUUCACAUUCACUGUCUUUCCUCCGUCGUAGCAAGACCCACCCCGGGCAGACUUGCGCGACUAGGAAAGGCAUCUGGAGUCUAUAUUUUUUUUUAAAUUUUUGUGAUUUAUACCUAAGGUUAAAAAACCCAAUACAAGGUUAUCCAUAAGUUUUCCUUCAAGUAACUGUUAAAAAAAAAUUCCUGCGUCAAUAUAGAAAAAAUUUAAUACGUUUAUAAAUUUAUUGAUUGUAUUGUACAUAGUACAUUGUUUAAUAUUUUAACUUUUAAUUUUUUGUUUGAAGGGGAUUUUUCCAUAUAGUGUGAGGGGAAUGCACGGGGAAGGUUCUAAACUUCUAAAUUCUUCUUUUCUUUUUAUUAUCAUUCUUCUUAUUAUUAUUAUUGUAAAUACUACUAUUUUUAUUAUUAUUUUAAUUAUCUUAUUCCCAAUUUUAUUGCCUAUUAUUAUUUAUAUAGCUAUUAUACUAUUUUUAUUAUUAUUAUAAUAACUUUUAUUUAAAUUGUGCGAUUAUCGGCUAUUGCACUAUUGGGGUUUCGACGGUUUCUCGUUAUCUUUUACAAAACACAAGACCGGUCCUGUGUUAUCGCUUAUCGCUAAUGAACCGGGUAUAAAAGGCCCUGCGAAAAGACUAGCAUUCACAUUCACUGUCUUUCCUCCGUCGUAGCAAGACCCACCCCGGGCAGACUUGCGCGACUAGGAAAGGCAUCUGGAGUCUAUAUUUUUUUUUAAAUUUUUGUGAUUUAUACCUAAGGUUAAAAAACCCAAUACAAGGUUAUCCAUAAGUUUUCCUUCAAGUAACUGUUAAAAAAAAAUUCCUGCGUCAAUAUAGAAAAAAUUUAAUACGUUUAUAAAUUUAUUGAUUGUAUUGUACAUAGUACAUUGUUUAAUAUUUUAACUUUUAAUUUUUUGUUUGAAGGGGAUUUUUCCAUAUAGUGUGAGGGGAAUGCACGGGGAAGGUUCUAAACUUCUAAAUUCUUCUUUUCUUUUUAUUAUCAUUCUUCUUAUUAUUAUUAUUGUAAAUACUACUAUUUUUAUUAUUAUUUUAAUUAUCUUAUUCCCAAUUUUAUUGCCUAUUAUUAUUUAUAUAGCUAUUAUACUAUUUUUAUUAUUAUUAUAAUAACUUUUAUUUAAAUUGUGCGAUUAUCGGCUAUUGCACUAUUGGGGUUUCGACGGUUUCUCGUUAUCUUUUACAAAACACAAGACCGGUCCUGUGUUAUCGCUUAUCGCUAAUGAACCGGGUAUAAAAGGCCCUGCGAAAAGACUAGCAUUCACAUUCACUGUCUUUCCUCCGUCGUAGCAAGACCCACCCCGGGCAGACUUGCGCGACUAGGAAAGGCAUCUGGAGUCUUUAUUUUUUGCCAAAUAUUUUUUGACUUUUAGCCUGCACAUUAUACUGCCUUUACUCGUAUUAUUAAACAGUGAUUUUAUUCAUAUCUAUUAUUCGCAGCUCUAACAUUUCCUAAGCUCAAUUCUGAUAUGCACAAACAGGAUUCGACCUCGGCCUUGUUCCGCGGCCUAUAUGUAAGUCUGACACCUUUCGAGCAGUGUUUGGCGUAUUGCGUUAGUUAUCUGGCAUGGACAUAUCUAAUGGCUGCAAAAAAUAAAUUGUUUUCCGAUCGCAAGAUGAAAGAACCAGAAAGAAAAGAUAAUGAAAAAAUAUCUGCCAACAACAGCAACAUAGUGGACAAGCGCUCAACGGCCAUCAACUCCCUACAACAAGCCGCGGAACUGCUGGAUCGCUGUCAGAAGUUACUACAGGCCGCGAACGCGGAGGCAGCCUCUCACGCGACUACGGAGGCAGACGCUCGUGCGACUACGGAGGCAGCCGCUCGUGCGACUACGGAGGCAGCCGCUCGUGCGACUACGGAGGCAGCCGCUCGUGCGACUACGGAGGCAGCCGCUCGUGCGACUACGGAGGCAGCCGCUCACGCGACUACGGCGGCACGGGUGCGACGGAUGCCUACGGCAGAGCUACGCCGGGACCCGGUACUGUGGGUAGCCUACACCCGUGGGUGGGACGACCACGCGUUGGUCUAUAGCAAGUCGACCAACGUGGGUCCGAAAACCGCGGUAACCGGCAGGUCCCAGACUCCAAGACAGCCAGCUCGCACACCGCGACCGCCCCCGAUGCCACAGUCCACACCGUUGCUCCGACCACCCCCCCCAACCAUUAAUGGCAGUACUGGUCCCACGACCAAAAUCGUUCAAACCGCCCGCUCCGCCCGCAACGAGGAAAGUGGACCAGCAAAGUGCUCAAAUAACAACACCGGCAGAACAGACGACAACAGCGCCACCACAAAAUUCGAGGCAACGCUGGAACCAGUCUCGGAUGCGGGAAUACCGGGGACAGAAAAAGGCUGCCAAUCCCACCACCUUCCAACAGUACCGCCUGGAAAAACCGGCACCCUUAACCACCCAACCGGCACCAGGCCCAAUGUCGCUGGAGUCAACCGACACGCCUGUCCCCGAGGCCAAGACACUGGAGGUAGCAAUGCCUACUGAACAAACCGAGGCCACGGAACAACCGGCCACCGCCACUUCAAUACCGGUCGAUAUGAAGACAUCACCGGAUGAGAAGAAGGAGCUAUAUUGUGUA